Fusarium mangiferae is the source of this 357-nucleotide messenger RNA. RefSeq lists its product as uncharacterized. Lineage: Eukaryota; Fungi; Ascomycota; Sordariomycetes; Hypocreales; Nectriaceae. Bases 1 to 357 code for a protein of 118 amino acids. The record is from RefSeq and is a predicted model, not a curated record. The transcript has 3 exons.
AUGGCCCUCCAUCAAGAUAUUCUACCCAUCCCCUCGUCCACCAUGCUGUACCGUGGAGACCAAUACCAAGACACAUCCUCCUUAUUGCAGCCGAAACUAGAAUGUCAGGCUGUAACCGAAACACUCAACCCUGCUGGGCCUCAGGUCUUGUCCUGUGCCUUCAGAGCUCAGAAAGUUCCUGGCACUCGAUGUCCUACGUGUGCCUUAGCUGGCAAAGAAGUUUGGAUCUACCCCAGGGCCGAGUUUUGGCUGCUUCUACCCUGGUUCAAAGCUUGCCUCAAAGCACAAUGCCAAGAUGUUGUUGAGCACUUCUCGCCGCUGCGAACCACAGGACUGUGGAUCUCAAAUGUCAGCUGA